Molecule: messenger RNA, 785 nt
Organism: Penaeus vannamei (Pacific white shrimp)
Lineage: Eukaryota; Metazoa; Arthropoda; Malacostraca; Decapoda; Penaeidae
Source: RefSeq, a predicted model, not a curated record
AUAGAAUUGUUAAGGGGCGGGCGGAGGAGGAAAUGGGCGAAGGGUUGUUGUGUGGUUGAUCCUGAGGGAGGAACGUCAUUGGUGAUAUUUUAGUGCGUUUGGGCAUUUAAUUUUCGUUUUAAGUCUUCAGUUACACUCUUUUCUACAGAUAAAGAAUUAUGGCACAGAGAGGAACAGCUCAGCGACCCAACGGCCAGGGAAAGAUCUGCCAGUUCAAGCUUGUUCUGCUUGGUGAAUCAGCAGUCGGAAAGUCUUCUCUCGUAUUAAGAUUUGUCAAGGGCCAGUUUCAUGAAUAUCAGGAGUCAACUAUCGGAGCUGCAUUUCUGACACAGACAGUAUGUUUGGAUGAUACCACAGUUAAAUUUGAGAUUUGGGACACGUGCGGUCAAGAACGAUACCACAGUCUAGCUCCCAUGUAUUAUCGUGGUGCUCAGGCAGCCAUUGUUGUUUAUGACAUUACUAAUCAAGACACAUUUGGUCGUGCUAAGACCUGGGUGAAGGAACUUCAACGGCAAGCUUCUCCGAACAUUGUUAUUGCCUUGGCAGGCAAUAAAGCAGAUUUAGCCAACAAGAGGAUGGUUGAAUAUGAAGAGGCCCAGACCUAUGCAGAAGAAAACUCCUUGCUUUUUAUGGAGACCUCUGCUAAGACUGCUAUGAAUGUCAAUGACAUCUUCCUGGCAAUAGCAAAGAAACUGCCAAAGAGUGACAGUACUGCAAGCGGUUCUCAGGGUGAUGUCAGCCUGUCCAAUAACCAGCCAGCAGGCACUGCUGGAUGUUGCAAGUGA